This is a messenger RNA of Dermatophagoides pteronyssinus (European house dust mite), 1804 nucleotides long. RefSeq names its product Ran-binding protein M (gene RanBPM). NCBI's taxonomy places the organism in Eukaryota, Metazoa, Arthropoda, Arachnida, Sarcoptiformes, Pyroglyphidae. Gene Ontology annotation, molecular function: protein binding. The record is from RefSeq and is a predicted model, not a curated record.
AACAAUAGACAGCUACGCUUCUUGUUGUUAACCAUUCUCAUCAUUAAGCGUAUUUAGAUAAUUUGGAAUUUUUUUUUCUAAUAAUAACAAUAAUUCCAUCAUUUAGUCAAUAUUUUUGAGUUUUAAUUUUCAUAAAGAAUCUCAAAAAAAAAAUUUGAAUGUCGAAUAAUCCUUUGGUAAGAGAGGUGAUAAUGGAUUCAUCUUCAUCUCGAUCAUCAUCACCUGUCAAUAUGCCCAAUCAUCUUAAUGCUGAACAGAUUGCUCGGCUGAAAAAACUUUAUCCAUAUACCGAUCUAGAUCAAAUACCGAAGCAAUGGUCUUCCAAAGAUAAAGCCAAUUAUAUAACAUUAUCGGAAGAUGGCCUAAAAGUUCUUUAUAAAGGUGUGGGUAAAACGCAUAAAGAUGCUGCCGCUAUUCGAGCUUCGAAUCCUAUACCUCUUUCCUGUCUACUUUAUUAUUAUGAAGUUAAAAUCGUUUCAAAAGGUCGGGAUGGAUACAUGGGUAUUGGUCUGGCAGCUCAAGGUGUUAAUAUGCAACGUUUACCUGGUUGGGACAAACAGUCAUACGGUUAUCACGGUGAUGAUGGCCAUUCAUUCAAUAGCUCCGGUACUGGUCAACCUUAUGGACCUACAUUCACCACAGGUGAUAUAAUCGGUUGUGGCUAUAAUCUAAUCAAAAAUCUUUGUUUCUACACUAAAAAUGGCCAUAAUCUUGGAGUUGCUUUUGUGGAUUUGCCUCAAGUACCAUUGUUUCCAACAGUUGGCCUUCAAACGCCUGGUGAAGAAUUGGAAGCGAAUUUCGGUAUCAAGCCAUUUUGUUACGAUAUCGAACAAGAUAUAUUCAAGUUAAGAAAUAAGGUGACAACCUCUAUAAAUCUUUUCCCAGUGAAUCACACUGAAUGGCAACCAAUGAUUCAUAAUUUGGUACAAUCAUGGCUCAUACAUAAUGGCUAUUGUUCCACAGCACAAGUCUUCUCGGAAUAUACCCAAAUUCCAUUUGUCGAAAACAUUCAGAAUGUAAAACAAAGGCUCAAAAUACAGCAAUUAGUAUUGAGUGGUAAAAUCGGUGAAGCUAUACAAACAACAAAUCGGCUUUAUCCAACAGUGUUACAAGAUGAUCAUAAUCUUUUAUUCGCUUUGAAAUGUCGACAAUUUAUUGAAUUUGUAUGUGGAAACGAUGAUCUUCCAUUUUCGGCCAAUGGAAAUGAUUGUAAUGGAAAUUCAGAAAUAAAAAUGGACCUAGACAUUAAUUCUGAUGAUAAUGAAGAUCUACCAAGCAAUUUCCCCAAUCAAUUGGAAGAUAAUUCGGUACAUAAUAAUAAUGAUGUAAAUCAUACAUCAAAUAAUAUUCAUUCGUCUAAUGAUAACGUUGAUCGUUUCAAAAUGAUUUUAAUGUUUGGUAAAGAAUUGAAUUCUUUGGCACAAAAAUUGGAUGCCGAUUCAGCAUCAAAAGAAAUCAAUAAGAAAAUGUUAGAAGAAGCAUGGUUUUUUAUUGCAUUCUCUGAUCCUAGCGAAGCAACUAAAUAUCUAAAUCAUUUAGAUCGUGAAACCGUUUGUCAACGUUUAAAUAAUGCCAUAGUCAAUCUUAGUUCAGGUACUCAAAAAGUGGCAAUCGAAACAGUGAUAAAACAUACAAAAGCAUUGAUAGGUUUGAAUAAUUAUUGUGGUGCUUGGAUAAUGGAUAAUGUUUGAUUAAUCAAUUUUGUAAUCAUUAUCAUCAUCAUCUUCAUCAUCAUCAUCAUCAUCAUCAUAAUCAUCGCCAUAAAUAGUCUUUUGUAAUCAUUUGCAAAAAACAUUUUUUUUUG